UAUAAAUAGAGUAGAGAUAUCUUAAAUAAAAUAUGAUCAAUUCAAGAGAGUGGAAUACAAAGAAUGGAACAGUGACUCUUUAAUGUAUAAAAGAGCUGUGGUGCUUUAUUUAAGUCUGUUACAUUUGAAAGAAUAGGCUGAUGUCGAUUCUGAAGACGUUGGAGGUUACAUAGCUUCCUGUUCUCAACUGUAAACCAGCAUUCAACCAGGAUCCACCAGAGAUCUAUGCAGGCAGAGCAAGCCAGACCUGGGACCGCCCUGGACCGACUGAUUCAGCACAUGGUCGUGAAAGAUCUACUGAAACAUGCAAGAAAAAUGUCAGCCUAUGUUGACGGGGGCCCUGGUGGUGAUGGCCAUAGCCCUGCUGUGCUCAGUGUGCGUCAACAUUGUUCAAUACUACCUCAGACAAAGGAAAAACUCAAAGACAGACAGUAUCGAGAGGAGGUAUCAAAGACAGAGUUCCAGCUCUAGUAUGGAGAAUGGAGUCUAUCGCUUUCACGAUGAUAUCCCCGAGCAUCAAGAGAAUCCUAUUUAUGGAAACAUUCUCAAAGUAAGAAGAGUGAAAGGGUGCACUGCGCCGCGGGAAUCGAUGACCCUGCAGCAUGCACAAGGCAACAAGCCCUCAGAGUCCCACAUGAACUACGCCUCCCUGGACCUCAAGGAGACCAAGCGGGGCCACAAGAAGAAGAACGGCGUGCACCCGGGGCCCACCGGGGACCCCCGCCCGGACCUCCAGGCCACCCUGCUCCGGCCCCCCGGGGAGGCAGAGGAAGGCCGGCUCUCCUCGGGGGGGGGCGGCAGCCCCGGCCCCUCCCACAGCAGCAUCUACCUCAACAGCCAUCAGAUUGCCAUGGAGACGGAGGAGCGAGGACGGGACGACGGGUGGCCCGGGACGAGCCGGCCGCCGACCUGGGGCGCCGACGGGGACUGGCCGCUCCGGAACGGCGCCUGGGGGCCGGCGGGGGAGAGGGAGAGUGGGGAGGAAGAGGAGGGAGAGGGGGGAGAGGAGGGAGAGGAGGAAGAGGAGGAAGAGGGGGCAGAGGGCUGGCUGGAGGCGCGGUGUUAGCGGUGUUAGCGGGGGGAAACGGAUGAGCGAGGCUCGGUCUGCCAACACUCGGAGGGAUCCUUUGAUCCCCCGCCGGGAUCACGGCGCGUCCACGAUGACGAGGGCGGCUUCCGGCUGUCUGUCUUGGCGUUUUCCCGCCUUAAGGUCAGACGACAACGGAACAAAUAAUCUGAAAUGUUUUGGCUCGCCCCUGGUAAAACCUGCUCUACGGCAGUGUGCUGUAACCUACGCUUGGUUUAUAGGGAGUAGUUCACGAGGUGAGCAGGUGUCCCCCUUGAUGUGGGACCUCACUGUUUGUCCCCCGUCCCGCAUAUCGAGACGAUGUACCGCAGGACAGGGUGUGAUCGUGGGGCAGUGUUUGAUGUGUUUUAAACCGCGCACCUGUAGUUCAAGCGCAGGUUAAUGUGUCACUACUUUUGCUGCCUGCUACACCGCGCCCAACGUCGAAUACUGCGACCCACAACAAAGUAACAAGCCAUACAGCUUUACGUUUAUUCAGUGUCACACACAGGCACGCCCUCAAGCCACAUGCGAGAAUGUGUACGUUUUGAAUUGGACAUAAAUAAAACAUUGUUAGACUAGCUUUCUGCAGCUGUACCGUGUCGCACAUUGUCCCAGCACAAACAUACUCUUUGACCCACGUCUGGUUUGUUGGGUGGUGGUCACCCAAGGCCCCCCUUCAGGGCGGGGCACGAGCAGAAGCAUAUGAAACCUACCGCCAUGGCACGCUUUUGCAAGCAGACAAAACAUUUGCCCGGUCUGGGCCAAGAUGCCAAGGUUCAGCCCUGGCGUGAAGUCGCGCAGUGAGCCGUACCAUGAGCCUGCCGAGGUGCUAGACCCGCGCUGCUCAGUGGAAACUCAACACCGGAACGCGUGUGGUCAGGCUCCUGUAUCUCAACGGUGCGGAGCGGCGGAAAUGCAGCAUGACUGGUCCAGGGAGGCCUUUGAGGGCAGGGUAGCAAAUACUACAUAUUGUAAAUAUUGUUAGUCACGGCAAUCCAUA
This is a messenger RNA of Gadus morhua (Atlantic cod), 2069 nucleotides long. RefSeq lists its product as uncharacterized. The transcript is spliced from 6 exons. Bases 305 to 1066 code for a protein of 253 amino acids. Gene Ontology annotation, cellular component: T cell receptor complex. The record is from RefSeq and is a predicted model, not a curated record. NCBI's taxonomy places the organism in Eukaryota, Metazoa, Chordata, Actinopteri, Gadiformes, Gadidae. Gene Ontology annotation, biological process: negative regulation of receptor recycling; positive regulation of T cell receptor signaling pathway.